Molecule: messenger RNA, 1770 nt
Organism: Colletotrichum destructivum
Lineage: Eukaryota; Fungi; Ascomycota; Sordariomycetes; Glomerellales; Glomerellaceae
Product: Putative multicopper oxidase, second cupredoxin domain, multicopper oxidase, copper-binding protein
Exons: 4
Coding region: 1-1770 (589 amino acids)
Biological process (GO): cellular response to iron ion starvation; reductive iron assimilation
Cellular component (GO): high-affinity iron permease complex
Molecular function (GO): ferroxidase activity; copper ion binding
Source: RefSeq, a predicted model, not a curated record
AUGUUACCAUCUCUCAUCACCUUGGCCUGGGCCAACGUCGCCCUGGCCGCGACCGUCACGUUCAACUGGGAAGCCACUUGGGUCACUGCUGCUCCUCUAGGUGUUUCGAGACCUGUCAUCGGUAUCAACGGUCAAUGGCCUUGCCCCAAGAUCGAGGCCAACGUUGGUGACACCAUCGUGGUCAACCUUACCAACAGGCUCGGUAACCAGACCACCGGCAUCCACUUCCAUGGCAUCAACCAGGUCAGCACCAACUCGAUGGACGGCCCGAGCAUGGUAACCCAGUGCCCGUUGCCUCCCGACAUGACCAUGACAUACUCCUUCACUGCUGAUGAGGGUGGCACUUUCUGGUGGCACUCCCACAACAUGGGUCAGUACCCCGACGGCAUGCGUGGUCCCAUGAUCAUCCAUGACCCCAACGACCCCUACGCUGGGAAGUACGACGAAGAGUACAUCCUGUCCAUGUCGGACUGGUACAACCAGCAGGCUAUCCCCCUGGUGCAGAAAAUGUUCCUUCCGACCAACGUUCGCUUUACGCCACCCAUUCCCAACGGCCUGGUUGUCAAUGACGGAAUGGGGGCCAACUUCAAGUUCGAGAAGGGCAAGACGUACCGCAUCCGCAUGAUCAACUACGCCGCCUUGGCCUCGUUCAUGGUCCACUUCGACUCGCACGACAUGAACGUCAUCAUGUCCGACGCGGCCUACGUGAAGCAGAAGACCACGUAUAUGCUGCGCGUUGCCCCCGCUCAGCGGUACGACGUCCUCGUCAAGUGUAUUGACCGCGACAACCGCAACUAUGGCUUCCUCAUUGCCGGCGACAUUAACCGUGACUUCACGAACAAGCAGUUCUCUCAGAGCUGGCCCUUCAACUAUACCGGCCAGCUCGUCAUGUUCCCCGACAGACCCUUUGGCACCGAUGUCGUCAAGGAGUGGCGGCCCUCGGACGACGCCGUCUUCGAGCCCCUCGGAGACGCCCCUAUCCUGCCCCAAGCCACCAAGAUCUUCCAGUUUGAUUGGGACUUCUGCCUCGACAAGAGCGGUAUCCCCCGUUCCUGCGUCAACGGCUCCCCCUACGUCGACCAGAAGGUGCCCACGCUCUACACCGCCGCCACGACAGGCGAGAACAACACCAACCCCUUGGUGUACGGCGCCAUCCACCCCUUCGUCGUCAACUACGGUGACGUCGUCGACAUCGUCGUCAACAACAGGGACCCGGCUAUCCACCCCUUCCACCUCCACGGCCACCAAUUCCAGGUCGUCCGGCGCGCCGCCAGCGGCGCCGGCGACUGGCCCGGCGUCGAACGCGCUCGACUCAACCAGAAGCCCCCGCGCCGCGACACCGUCUCGGUAAUGGGCAGCUCGCACGCCGUCAUCCGCUUCGAGGCUACCAACCCGGGCGUAUACCUCUUCCACUGCCAUAUCGAGUGGCACGUCGAGAUGGGCCUCACCGCCACAAUCAUCGAGGCCCCCGAGCGCCUCCGUAACCUCGCUAUCCCGGAGGACCACAAGGCUGCCUGCCUCGCCCAAGGCAUCCCGACUGCCGGUAAUGCUGCCGGAAAUAUCGAGAACCCGCUUGACCAGACCGGCAUGUUCCUCGAGCCACCCUCGACGUACCAUGGUGCAACCUUUAACCCCCCUGCCGCUCCCGCUGUCGCCUCUCCCGCUGUCGCCUCUCCCGCCCCCAUUGCCGCGUCUUCUGCUUCCGCUGCCGCAUCUCCCGCCCUCGCCGCCGCCAGGCUUCGCUCGCGCGUCGUCGGCAAUCAUCUUUGA